UUCUGCUUUGUCACUUGAACAGGGAAGUAGGAAGAAGUGGUGUAAAUAAAUUGAGUCCAACUUUCCUGUCAGUGCUGUAUCUGUUUAGGUUUCAGCCGGAACCUUUGCAAUUUGGUCACGGUGUCAUCAUCUUCACGAGAAAAUGAGCUCUCUCCCCCUUUCUCGCUCAGAGGUGUUUGGGGAGCUAAGGAAAGACCUAUAUGAUGAUGAAGAGUUUCGCCAGUCUGAUGUGCACAUAUUUAUCAUCAUGGGAGCAUCGGGUGAUCUAGCUAAGAAGAAAAUCUACCCAACUCUGUGGUGGCUGUACAGAGAUGGCCUCCUCCCUGAACAGACGUAUUUUGUUGGCUUUGCUCGAACUAACCUGACAGUUGAUGCUAUCCGAUCAGCUUGUUUGCCAUAUGCAAAGGUGCUAGACACAGAUGCAGAGCGUUUUUCAGCAUUCUUCAGCAGGAACACUUAUGUCAGGGGAGAAUAUGGGGAUGGGAGUUAUUUCUCCAAACUCGACACACAUCUUCUGUCUCUGCCUGGUGGACAUGAGGCCAACCGUCUUUUCUAUCUGGCCCUUCCACCCACCGUCUACCAUGAUGUUACCAAGAACGUCAAGCAUCACUGUAUGAGCAAAAAAGGCUGGAACAGGGUCAUUGUGGAGAAGCCAUUUGGACGUGACCUUCAAAGUUCUGAAGAGCUGUCCACUCACCUCUCCUCUCUGUUCAGCGAGGAACAGAUCUAUCGUAUUGAUCACUAUCUGGGGAAGGAAAUGGUCCAGAACCUCAUGGUGCUCAGAUUUGGGAACCGUAUCUUUGGUCCAAUCUGGAACAGGGACAAUGUGGCUUGUGUUGUCCUCACCUUCAAAGAACCAUUUGGAACUCAAGGACGAGGAGGCUACUUUAAUGACUUUGGCAUCAUCCGCGAUGUCAUGCAAAACCACUUGCUUCAGAUGCUGUGCCUGGUUGCCAUGGAGAAACCAGCUUCCACAAGCUCUGAUGAUGUCAGGGAUGAAAAGGUGAAGGUACUCAAGUGUAUUGCUCCAGUGUCCAUGUCAGAUGUGGUGCUGGGUCAGUACACAGGGGAUCCCGAGGGCGAGGGAGAUGCCAAACUGGGUUACCUCGAUGAUCCCACAGUACCUAAAGGGUCAACUCAGGCCACCUUUGCCACUGCCGUGCUCUAUGUUCACAAUGAACGCUGGGAUGGUGUUCCUUUCAUCCUUCGCUGUGGAAAAGCUCUGAAUGAGAGGAAAGCUGAAGUGCGGCUGCAAUUCACUGAUGUUCCAGGGGACAUUUUUGCUAAUCAGUGUCGCAGGAAUGAACUAGUGGUACGUGUGCAGCCUAAUGAGGCCGUGUACGCCAAGAUGAUGAGCAAAAAGCCCGGUGUGUAUUUCAGCCCUGAGGAGACUGAGCUGGACCUUACCUACAAGCGCAGAUACAAGGAUGUGAAGCUUCCAGAUGCUUAUGAACGCCUCAUCCUGGAUGUCUUCUGUGGCAGUCAGAUGCACUUUGUCCGCAGUGAUGAACUAAGAGAAGCAUGGAGGAUCUUUACGCCUCUUCUUCAUCAGAUAGACCAAGAGAAGCCCGCACCCAUUCCUUACAAAUACGGAAGCCGUGGCCCAACAGAAGCUGAUGAGCUUGUAAAGAAAGUAGGCUUUCGCUAUGAGGGCACUUACAAAUGGGUCAGUCCUCAUAGACUUUAAACUGAGAUGAGGGAGCAGUAGAGGUAGGGCAGUUUGACAGGUGCAGCAGGGUAAGUGAGACACAUCUUGGAGUAGUGCACCAUCUUUGCUGUGUCCACUAUAAGUACUACGGAGCCUUUUCUAUGGAUCAUACCAUUCCACGUAGCAAUAGAGCAUCAAGAAACAAUUUGUAUUAAAAGAAAAGUGUGCCUAAGGUAUACAAAAUUUU
Messenger RNA from Thalassophryne amazonica, 1895 nucleotides. RefSeq names its product glucose-6-phosphate 1-dehydrogenase. Lineage: Eukaryota; Metazoa; Chordata; Actinopteri; Batrachoidiformes; Batrachoididae. Gene Ontology annotation, biological process: glucose metabolic process; pentose-phosphate shunt, oxidative branch. The record is from RefSeq and is a predicted model, not a curated record. Gene Ontology annotation, cellular component: cytosol. The transcript has 13 exons. The coding region runs from base 143 to 1687 and encodes 514 amino acids. Gene Ontology annotation, molecular function: NADP binding; glucose-6-phosphate dehydrogenase activity.